AUCGGAAACUAUUUUUGUCUGAAUCCUGAUAAUCCAGCGUUGGAAGAUCUUAAAAAUAAUGAGAAGAUCAAUAAUUUUCUAGAUGAUGGGAAUGCUAUGGUUUUAACAUCUACCCUAGAAUUCAGGACUGAUGAACAGGUGUUGAUCCAUUUGGAUAAUAUCCCCUCCCCUGGGCAACCUGAUGAUAAAGUGAUCAUGUUCUUUAAACGGAAACCAGAUGUUAUCACUCCAGAAAACAUGCAUAGAGAUAUUUUUGUUUCUUCAAUCAUGGAUUCCCCUGUCUCAGCUCUUUAUCAUGCGCUGCAAAAGAUUUAUUCUCCUUUGCUUUUAAAAGAUGCCAAGUGGAGUUCGGAUUUUGACCCAAAACUUCAGAGUUUAAUUACUGAAUUGGAAAGAGGACUGGGAUCAGUUUUAAGAAGACAAGACCCUUCAAGCUUUAAGGUUGAGGAAGAUGAUGGUGGAGAUCAAAUAGAUUCUUUAUCUCUUAUACUCACACCCGCAGACGAAACACAGUAUUGGACUGAUUUAUCCAAGACAGCCAAGAAACGGGAGGACAGAGAAAAGGCCGCCAUUUUCUCUGAGACCCUUACUCCGAUGUCGAAAGAUUUUUACAAUAUUGAAUCCGUUCAACUCCAGGAUGUAGAGGACAUCCUUGAGACCUGUUAUAACGUAGUUGAGGAUCUCUGGAGGCUGGAGGACUAUCUAUACCCGCAGAAGAGGAUGAUUCAUUUGAUGGAUAUUAUUGCUCAUGCUGUUACCAGGUAUAUACAGAGUAAGCUGACCCUCUUGGAUCUGUGGACAGGGAAGUAUUCAGAUGUUGACCUUCUCCUUACACAGGGAAUACAUCUGUGUGAGAAAUGGUUGGAUAUGUGCAGUAAGUUGACCGGAAUAUACUGGGCUAACUAUGCUCUUCAUAUGUGGCAGGGUUCAGGUUACGCCCCGGCCAAUGCUAAGAGUGUUGCCGCAAGACUGAAGGAAAUUCAUUCCCUGCGUACUCUUCACAAACAGCUGACUCAACUGCUUUCUCACAGUGAACAGGAGGAACUGAAAACAGGAGAAAGUUUUGCAAGUUUUAACAGUGUAAAUGCAGUACAGUACAAUCCGUACACUGAACCAACAUGGAGGGCAGCUGUGAAACAGUACGAGAACGCUUUAGCUCCUGCUGAACACAGAAUUGCGGGAAAACUAAAAAACCAACUCAGAAACAUGAAUGCAAACACAAUGCAGUUUCUCCAAGAGUUUAAGCGAUACCAGGAACUGAUACGGCGGCCAAGCAUCCAACGCGAACUGAUUGCCGAGCGUGAAAACCUCCUGGCUAAAAUAUCGGAGUAUAUUGAAAAUGAACGGAAGUCGUUCAGCACGAAUGGAGCAAAGUGGGAGACGAAGGACUUCUCUAAACCUGUAUCUAAUAUAUAUUUUGUUCACCAUGCUGAGGCUAGAUUCGGAGAUGUCAUCAAGACAGGAGAAUUAAUCCUCUCAGAUUUAGGAAGUUGGCCUGGACUGAAAGAAAAAAUCACAGUUUUUAUUGAUGAGCUGAAAAGCUUCCAAAAAGAUCAAUUUGAAUCCUGGUCCAACUCUUACCUCUCCCAGCUGGAUAGUCAGGAAAUAUCCCUGGAGACUGAUAAACAAGUCAUUUACUUCGAACAAGGGAAGGCAAUGAGAGUCAGUUAUAACAGGGAAUUGAUCACGUUGAAUAGAGAUUGUCGUCAGCUUGGAGUUCUUGGGUUUCCUAUCCCGCAGAAAAUACUAAAAGCAAACGAGCUGGCAAAAAAGUUUGCGGGUCAGGCCAUGCAGCUUCAAAAAAUUGCUAAUUUUCAUAACACAAUAGGCGAUAGGAUGAUAACUAGUCAAAGGCCUAUGAUGCUUGAAGCUGCUGUGGGAUUGGCACAGUUGGUUAAAGAGCAAACAGACAUGACCUGGACAGACACUGACAAAAUUGGUAACUACUUAAAAAAGCUAAGAGAGCAUACUGACAAGUUAGCCCGGCAGAAUAAUAUGCUAGCGUCAUUUCAUAAACAAGUGAGAGACAAGGUUUUAUUCUUGAUGAACACUGAUCUUCUGAGACAGCAAAAUAAAUGGAAAGAUAUCUUGAAAGAAAUCAGAUUAAUUAUGACUCAGGUUGAACAAAAUGGAUUUACUAACUUGAAAACAUGGCGGGCACAUUGGGAUCGACAGUUGUACAAAGCUCUUGAGCAUCAGUAUCAAGUUGGGUUGGAGGCCUUAAAUGAACAUCUUCCAGAGAUACAAGUUGAUCUUAUCUACAGGCAACAACAACUCCAGUUUAGACCACCUAUUGAAGAAAUAAGAAUGAAAUAUUUUACCCAACUCAAGCGUUUUCUAUCUAUUCCCAAUAAUUUCCGUGGUGUUGGAGAAUCUACUGAAAAUCUAAUUUUUCCCCUGAUCAUAGAACGAAAUGCACAUAGAUUUGGGCAUUUGUUUAAAAAGGCAGAGGAACUCUUUCAAAGGUUGGAGCAUGUUAAGAUGAAGUUCAAAGAUUGGGUUGUACUUGGUAGUGUUAAUUUGGAAGAAAUGAUUGAAGAAAACUGCUUAACUCCAGAGGACUGGGAAAGAAACUUCAGAAGUUCUAAAGCCAAGGGUCAAGAGAUUGGGCGAAUUAAUAUGGCCAAUGAAAAAAUUGAUUGUAUUCAAGUAAGUGUUGCCCCAGUAAGAACAGAAAUUGAAAUGCUCAACAGAAAGUUGUGGGACACCUUGGUAAACAUGCUACAAAGAUCAAUUCUGAAUGACAUAACUGAUAUUGAGAAGUUUGCUGUUGAGGCGAUGGACACUUUAAGAAAACAACCCCAAAGUGUUGAUGAAAUAGGAGAGGCAAAUAAGAAGCAUAAAGAAUAUGAAGAACUGUCUCCAACGAUGAUGAAAAAGUUUGAGAAUGCAGAUCAGAAAAACAAAAUAUUGGCGGCUUGGUCCAGAGAAAGUGUUGACCAAGUAGCAAGAGUUGCUGGAAUCUGGGACAACUUUACAUCUUUAAUGGACAACUUUGAACUUGUCAUUUCAAAGCAAGUAGAAGCUAUUCAGUCAAAUCUCAUGACUCAGGUUGGAAAUGUCAAUGGAGAAAUUGAUAAAUUCAAAAUGAGAUGGGAUCAGCUAAAGCCAAAAGAGGAUUCAAUGGACAAGAAUCCGGAUAAAAUCUAUGAAGCCAUUGCAUUUGUAAAGGAGAAGAGACUUGAAUGGAAUGAGUUAAUCACCAACAAAGAUAAGUUGAUUGGAGAUUGCAACCAUUUUGGAAUUGAAGAACCAGAAUUUUCUCACUUUGAAGAGAUUAAUUCAGAUCUCCUGAAGUAUGAAGUGAUGUGGGGGAUGUUUGAAGAAUUCAAUAGUGGAAUGGAGGAAAUGACCAAAGAAGAAUGGAUUGUUUUCCGCUCUAAAGUUUUUAAAUUUGAAGAUUAUUUGAAUUCCUGGAAAACAAAGCUUAAUUCUCAAGAAAAAGCUAACACUGUCACUGUUAAGCUGCUACAGGAAAUAGAGAAAACUGGACAAAUACUUCCUGUUCUGAAAUAUGUUCGAGGAGACAUUUUUUCUGACAAACAUUGGACUGAAAUGUACGGCCUUCUUAACAUGCAACCAAAAAAGAUAGAUCACCUUGUGUUUGGGGAUUUCUUAAAAGUAAAAGAUAACCUAAUAUCAAGGGAGAAAGAGCUUCAAGAACUAAAUAAUCGUGCUGCAGGAGAAGUAGUCAUUCGGGAAGCUCUUAAUGAGUUAGAUGUCUGGGAGGUGGAGGCAAAGUUUAGCUUUAUACCCCACCAGUCAUCAAUGGGAGAUACAAUACCUCUAAUUAAAGAUUGGAAGGAUAUUUUGAACAAGGUUGGAGAUAACCAGGUCCUUCUUCAAUCAAUAAAAGGAUCCCCAUACUUCAGCACAUUUGGGGAACGUGCUGUUUCCUGGGAAAGAAAGUUAUCUGAUCUGGAUGAAGUUUUGCACAACCUAAAUACUGCUCAAAGAAAAUGGGUCUACUUGGAGCCAUACCAGGAGCAAAUGAAACUGAAGCAAAACCAAUCAGGGGGUUUCAAUUAUAGAGAGGUUUUCAAGAGAAUUGAUGAUGAUUUCAGACUUAUCAUGGGGGAUGCAAAGAAAGACAAUCGAGUCACAUCAGUUAUAAGAAUCGGAUCAAUAAAAAGUAUGUUGACCUCAAUGUUAGAGAAGCUCGAGAGAUGCCAGAAAAGCUUAAAUGACUUCUUGGAAGAAAAAAGAUCAAGCUUCCCAAGGUUUUACUUUAUUGGAGAUGAUGAUUUGCUUCAAAUUUUAGGCCAGGCAACCAAACCUGCUGUGAUUCAAACUCAUCUUAAGAAACUAUUUGCAGGAAUACACAAUGUAAAUUUUGAUGACGAAGGCAAACAAAUAAUCACUAUGAAUUCUUUGCAAGGGGAAAUAGUUCCUCUGAAAAAUCCUGUAAGAAUAUCAAGUGAGGUUGAGGGAUGGAUGAGUCAACUAUCAGACGAAAUGAAGAACACAUUAAAAGAGCUAUUGAAAGAAUGCUUACAGGAUAGCCGAAAGAAUGAUGGAAGCCUUGAUCCCUUAAAGUAUCCAUCUCAGAUACUAUCUUUAACAGAAGCUAUCAGGUUUUCAGAGAAGUGUGAAGAGUCUAUUAAACAAGGACGGCUAAGUAAACUUCAUUCAGAGCUUGAAUCCCAGCUUGAUUCCUAUACAUCUACUGACCUAGAUGAUGAUGAAAACUCUAAAGUGCUACAGCUGAAAUUAAAGGCAUUAAUACUGGAUGUAAUUCACUAUAUCGAUAUUGUGAAAAUUUUGGAUGAAAACAGGGUAAAAAGUGUUGAUCACUGGUUAUGGCAGAAACAACUAAGAUUUUAUCAGAUGUCAGACAACACCACCAAAAUACGAAUGGUUGAUGCUGAGUUUCUUUAUACAUUUGAGUAUCAAGGAAAUGCUCCAAAGCUCGUACAUACACCAUUAACAGACAAAUGUUAUCUGACUUUAACACAGGGUAUGAAAAUGGGACUAGGUGGUAAUCCUUAUGGCCCAGCAGGGACAGGAAAGACUGAAUCUGUAAAAGCUUUAGGUGGUCUCUUUGGACGUCAGGUUCUAGUCUUUAAUUGUGAUGAGGGAAUUGACAUUAAAUCAAUGGGAAGAAUCUUCAUUGGCCUAGUUAAAAGUGGAGCUUGGGGAUGUUUUGAUGAAUUCAAUAGAUUGGAAGAAAUGACUCUCUCUGCUGUAAGUAUGCAAAUCCAACCAAUUCAGACAGCAUUGAAACAACAUUUGAGCACAGUUAUUUUGCUUGACAAAGAAACCCCACUGGACCCAAACUCUGGAAUUUUUGUAACUAUGAAUCCUGCAGGAAAAGGCUAUGGAGGCAGACAAAAACUGCCAGACAAUUUGAAGCAGCUCUUCAGACCUGUUGUUAUGUCCAAACCAGACAAUGAGCUGAUUGCUGAAGUAAGUCUGUUUUCAGAAGGAUUCAAAGAUGCCCAUAAUAUCGGGAAAAAACUUGUAGGAAUUCUAAAUGCAUCUAAACAACUGCUGACACCACAACAGCACUAUGAUUGGGGGCUUAGAGCUCUAAUGCCUCUUCUUCGAGGAUGUGGAGCUAUGUUGAAGAUUAUCAGAACCAACAAUACAGAAAUGAAAAUUGACAAUGAAAAAGAAGCAGAAAUAGCUGUUAAUGCUUUAAGAUUAAAUACAAUAUCUAAGCUAACUUUUAUUGACAAUAAAAAAUUUGAAAAAUUGGUUAAAGAUUUUUUCCCCAAUGUAGAAUUCAGCAAUGCAGGAUAUGAACAGUUAGAUGAGGCAUUGAGAGAAUCAUGUGUAGAACUUGGUUUGGAAGUCAAUGAAAAACAAAUCAGAAAAGCUAUAGAACUGUAUGAGCAGCUUAAACAGAGAAUGGGGGUUGUUAUUGUAGGCCCAAGUGGCUCUGGUAAAACAACCUUGACGUCAAUUCUAAAACUCGCAUUGGAUAAAUUGGGAUUAAGUGUAAAGCAACAAACUAUCAAUCCCAAAGCAAUAGGAAGAACUCAACUUCUGGGACAUAUAGACUUGGAUACUAGAGAAUGGACAAAUGGUAUCUUAACAAUUGCUUCAUUACAAGCAGUAGAUGAGCCCACAGAAGUGACAACCUGGAUUGUCUGUGAUGGAGAUGUAGAUCCAGAAUGGGUUGAAUCAUUGAAUUCAGUUCUGGAUGAAAACCGAUUAUUGACUCUUCCCUCUGGAUGGAGAAUUCAAUUUGGACCUAAUGUUAACUUCAUAUUUGAAACUCAUGAUUUGACCUAUGCUUCUCCAGCAACUAUUUCAAGAAUGGCUGUCAUCUUUCUCAGUGAUGAAGACACAAACAUUCCAGGAGUUGUAAAUGCAUGGAUUAAAAAACAACCAGAUGAAAGUCAAGACCUUCUUCAGCAGUUGAUAGAUGAAUCUUUCUACAAAGCCCUUGACUGGUGUAUUCGCACUAAUGAUUUUGUCAUUGAAACAUCUUUAGUGGGAACUGUCAUGAAUGGUCUGUCUCAUAUUACAAGUGAGAUUAAGAGUAAGCUCGAAUUUUGCAUAGAAAUUAUUAAGGGAUUUGGUGGAAAUCUAGGGGCCUCUGCUAGGGAUUCUUUUGCAAAAGAGGUGUUGCAAUGGUGUGGUGAAUCUCCUCCAAGCAGAAAUUCAUUUGCAAUAUUCUAUAAUAAAGACAGGGAUAGGAUUGAAAAUUAUUCUAAUGAAAGUACCAAUGACUUUGAAGUUGAAUCUGUUGGAAGUGGUGAGUUGCCAUUAAUUUUUACAGCAAAUGUACAACUAAUGAUUGAUUGUAUCACUCCAUGGCUGACAGAAGAAAAACAGCCAUUUAUUAUUGUUGGGCCUGAAGGAAGUGGAAAAAGUAAAGUGCUUAAUUACUGCUUCCAGAAAUUAAGAGGCACAAAUGUAGCUGUCAUUCAUUGCAGUGCAAACAUCACACCUUUUCAUGUUAUGGAGAAAUUAUCUCAGAUGUGUUUGACAGUUUCAAGUAGCAAUGGUAGAGUGUAUACACCUAAAGAAGCAGAAAAACUAAUCUUGUGCUUUAAGGAUUUGAAUUUAUCAAAACCAGAUAAAUAUGGAACCUCUCAACUUAUCUCUUUUUUGCAGCAAAUCAUUACAUAUAAUGGAUUUUUUGACAAAAACAAUGAAUGGGUUGGAUUGGAAGCAAUUCAAAUUGUUGGAAGCAUGACAGCAGGAACAGGACUUGGACGUCAUCCACUGACCCCUCGGUUUACAUCAAUCAUUAGGGUAUUCUCUAUCCCUGAAGCUGACAAAGAUCAAAUGGACACAAUAUAUUCCUCAUAUCUCUAUGAAAUACUUAAGUAUGUAGUGCCUGGACACCCUGUGUGGGCCAACCCUGCUAAAGUAACUUCCUUGGCAAAGUCUACUGUUAAAACUUAUAUCCAAGUAAAGGCAGCUUUUUCAGUAGAUGAUAAUAGCCACUACAUCUUCACCCUCAGAGAUCUUACUCGAUGGUGUACUGGAAUAAUACGGUACAAACAAGACGAAUCUGACCAGACACAAGAUACAAUACUUGAGAUAUGGUCCUAUGAGUGUAUGCGCCUUUUCAGAGACAAGCUGGUAUCUGAAACUGACAGGAAAAAGUUUGAUUCAAUCCUGUCAAGUACUCUAACUUCAGACUGGAGCAGUAAUCUAUCGGAAAGUAUGAUAAACCAAUUUUAUACUACCUCAGGCACCAAUGAAACUGUUUCAUCCCUAAUGCCAUCAUUUGGGAGAUCUUUGGGAAAAUUAUCUCCUAAAGAUUGGGAGUCAGCAGUUCAAAAUGGGGCUCACCUUUUUUCAAGGGAGAAUUGGGAGCUUGAUCCCUAUACCACUGAAGAACUGUUGAAUUUAACUGCAAGAUGUGACAGGGUACUCUCAAUGCCUGCUGGCUCCCUUCUUCUUGCUGGAAGAGCUGGAGUUGGACGAAGAAAUGCUAUCAGCAUUGUCUCUGCUCUUCAGCAAGCUAGAAUUGUAUCUUUAAGGAUGGGUAAAAACUAUGGACUUAAGCAAUUCAAGAGUGAUCUUAAGACUGCUAUGCAAGCUAGUGGAGUUGAGAAUGAGCAGGUCUAUUUUCUGUUUGAGGAUCAUAACAUGAUUGAUGAUACCUUUUUAGACAUGAUUAACAGUCUUCUUUCCUCUGGAGAGGUUCCCGGGCUGUAUACAGCAGAAGAAUUGGAACCAAUUUUGGUACCACUGAAACAAAAUGCCAGCAUCAGUGGUUUCAGUGGUGAUAUAAUGAAGUUUUACGCAGAAAAUGUUAGAAAAAAUCUUCAUAUCAUUUUAGUAAUGGACUGCUCUCAUGAAGAUUUUACAAUAAUUUGUGAGAGCAACCCUGCAUUCUUUAAGGAGUGUUCUGUCCAAUGGUUACCAAAUUUUAGUGAGCAUACUUAUCAUUCUCUUCCUCCAAAAAUAAUUGACAUGUUAGAGGCCAGAAAUGAAACAGAUGAAAAUAACAAAGCAAAGAAGGUUGAUAGACAGAAUUCAAUUUCUGAUGCUAUACUUCAUUCUUUUUAUUCAAUCCAUGACUCUUUGGAUUCAAAAAAGACUACUCCAUCAAAGUUUGUGCAACUAGUUCAAACAUACUUUGGGAUUGUGCAGAGAGAAAAGAAAAAGAUUCAGGACAGAAAAGAGAAACUCUCAGCAGGGGUAUCAAAACUGAAUGAUGCAAGGGAGGUAGUCGCAAAGUUGAAACAGGAAGCAGCAGUUAAAGAAGGAGAGCUUGCAGAAAAACAAAGUGCUGCCAAUGAUGCACUUCAGAUGAUAACUGACACCAUGAGGAAUGCUAAUACACAAAAAGGGGAGAUGCAGCAUCUAAAAACUGACACUUUGAAAGAGGAGAAAAAGAUUGCAGAAAGGAAAAAAGCAAUUGAUGAGGAACUGAAAGAAGUAGAACCUCUUAUUGAGGAGGCAAAGAAAGCUGUUGGAAAUAUCAAAAAUGAAACUUUGUCUGAAAUAAGAUCUUUAAGAGCCCCUCCAGAGGUUAUCAGGGAUAUUCUUGAAGCAACCUUAGUCUUGAUGGGGAUCCAAGAUACUUCAUGGAAUAGCAUGAAGAGUUUCCUUUCAAAGAGAGGUGUCAAAGAGGAGAUCAGAAAUUUUGAUGCAAGAAGGAUUGAAUCAAAAAGCAGAGCUCAAGUGGAACAGCUAAUGAAGACUAAAAGUAAUUCUUUUACAAAAGAAGCUGCUGCAAGAGCUUCUGCCGCAGCUGCUCCUUUGUCUGCUUGGGUUGCUGCUAAUGUAAAAUAUUCUCAUGUUCUUGAGAAGAUAAAGCCUUUGGAACAGGAACAAAAGACACUACAAUCAAAUCUAAGAAAUGCAGAAAACAAGCUGACAGAUUUGACCCAAGGACUAGAUGAAGUUGAUCAGAAAGUAGCUGUACUUAAGGAAAAGCUCAAUCAAUUUACAAAAGAGGCAGCUGAAGUAGAAAUUUCACUCACAAAGACUAAAGAGAUUAUAUUAGCAGCUGAUCAGCUGGUUGCUGGUCUUGAAGGAGAAUACCUGAGAUGGAAACAGGAAGUUGAGUCAAUGGGUCAAAACUUGAAUCAGAUUCCUGCAUUGUCCCUGAUAGCCUCAGGAUUUCUAACAUAUCUUGCUGACAAGCCUGAAGAUCUUCGAAAAAGUCUGAUUGACAUGUGGUGUUCCAAGUUAGGGGUUUCUAAAUUUGAUUUGAAGCAUUUCCUCAGCAGUGAACAGGAAAUGCUGCAAUGGAGAGCUGAUGGCCUUCCUUCAGAUGAUUUAUCUUUGGAGAAUGCAAUAUCUAUUCUGAAAUCUGCAUCCAAACCUUUCAUUAUAGAUCCAUCCUCCCAAGCUACAAACUGGCUCAAGAAACAUUUUGAAAAUGAAGGUAAUCUAGAAGUUACAAAUGCCAAUGAUGAGCGUUUUUUUCUCAAUCUCGAGCUAUCAAUCAGAUUUGGAAAAACUUUAAUAGUUCUAGAUGCUGAGACCAUUGAGCCAGUGCUUUAUCCAUUACUGCGACUUCAAAUUGUAGGACAGGGUCCUUACAAAGUUGUACAGGUUGGAGAAAAGCAAAUUGAUUACAACCCUAAUUUCAAGUUGUUUUUGGUGUCUAGGAAUACAAAGCCUAAAAUCACCACCAACAUGCAAGCUCUUGUUUGUGUUGUUAAUUUUACCACAACCAGAGCAGGAUUGAAGGGCCAACUACUAGGUAAAGCUUUGCAACAAGAAAAGCCUGAGCUAGAAGAACGUAAAUCUUUAUUACUAAAGCAAGAAGAAGAUCUUAAAAUUCAAAUCAGCAAUCUUGAGGAUGAUUUGUUAAAUCAACUAGCAAAUUCCUCAGGAAAUAUUUUAGAAAAUAAAGACCUUUUGGACUCUCUUAAUCAAACAAAGACCAAAAGUGCUACGAUCCAAACCUCUUUGGUCGAAUCAGCAGCUUUGCAAGAAAGCCUAGAUCAAGAGGGAAAUGCCUAUUUACCACUGGCAGACUAUGCAUCUAAAUUAUAUUUUGCUUUGACAGAUCUUUCAAAUAUAAAUAACAUGUAUCAAUAUUCUCUGAGCUCCUUUCUUUCACUGUAUGUAAAAACUUUGAAAACUGUUCCUGCUGGAAAUAUGAAUGUUAGAAUGGAGAACUUGAAAAAAACUUUACAGGCAACAGUUUAUGGCUAUAUAUCUAACUCUCUGUUCAAAUCUGAUAGGUUGAUGUUUGCUCUUCAUCUUUCACAUCAGAUGAAUCCAGAAAUGUUUUUAAAAAAUGAAUGGGAACAUUUCUCAGGAAUGCUUAUAGACUAUGCAUCUUCUGAAAACUCAAUCAGCUUACCAGAUUGGAUAGAGGAAGAUCGGAAAAAUGAUGUAUCCAAGUUAAUGAAAGGAUUGCCAGAGCUUGGUAAUCUUCUUCAACUUGAAGAUGGGAAUAUGUGGGGAAGUUUUAUGAAGAGUGAGGAAUGUGAAAAGGAACUGCCUGUACUUGUGAGCAAAAAACUAUCCUUGUUCCAAAAGCUGUUGGUUGUUCAGGCACUGAGGCCAGAUCGCUUGGUGAGUGCUUUGGAAGAUUUUCUUCAGUUGGGACUAAGCUUGAAAGAGCUUUCAGCCCCAGCUCUCAGUAUGAAGAGUGUCUUUAAGGAAACGGUAACACAGGAACCUAUUUUGUUGAUUGUUUCCCCAGGUUCUGAUCCUUCUCAAGAUCUUAGAGACCUGUCCGUUCAAAAUAGACAAACGCUGCAUGAGGUUGCUUUGGGUCAAGGUCAAACUGAUUAUGCCAUUGAAAAGUUGAGAGAAUCAAUGAAACAUGGCCAGUGGGUUGUCAUGAAAAAUCUACAUCUGAUGACUUUUUGGAUUCCUGUGCUCAUGAAAGAAUUAAGUACUGAUGAAAUCCACCCAGAUUUUAGAUUAUGGCUUACAGCAGAAUCUCAUCCAAAAUUUCCAACAACAUUAUUGGAAUCAAGUUUAAAGAUUUCUUAUGAAGCCCCUCCUGGGAUUAAAAGGAAUCUUCAAUCAACUGUAGAUUCCUGGAAUACUGAAUUCAUGGCUAAGGGAGAAAGUGCAUUGCGAGCUCAAACAAUGUUUACCCUGGCUUGGUUUAAUGCAGUGAUACAGGAGAGAAGAACCUUUAUUCCUCAAGGAUGGGCCAGCUUUUAUGAGUUCUCAGAUUCUGAUCUUCGCUCUGGAAUAGAGGUCAUUGAAAACCUUUAUGCUAACUCUGGAGAUAACAUAAGUUGGGAUUUUAUUCAUGGCCUUUUCAAAAAUGCCAUAUUUGGAGGCAGGGUUGACAAUGUUUAUGAUCUGAGGAUUUUAGAUUCAUAUCUUCGUAUAUUCUUUAAUGCUAAUGUAUUGUCUGGCCAAUUAAGAGCUAAGAGUCCAUUAGGCCCAGGGCUUGAACUACCAACCUCUUUCAAGUACAGUGAGUAUCAAGAUCUUGUUUUCAAGUUACCAGAAGAAGAUAAACCAUCCUUCUUUGGCCUGCCUCCAAAUAUUGAAAGAGCUCAUCAGAGAAAUGUCAGCAAUAUGGUCAUAAAACAGUUACGAUUGCUUUCUUUAUCAUCUGCAGAUGGUUCCAAGUUUGAUAGGGAAAAGUGGCAACAAGAACUGUCCCCUGUCUUGAACUUGUGGAAAAAGUUGAAUCAAGGAACAGGUAUUUUACAACUAAAACUGGAACCUCCCCUUGCGUCUGAUUCUGUUCCGAUAAAAGAAUUUGUACAAUUGGAAUUCUAUAAUGGUGUUUCUCUUCUUCAGAACGUGCAUAAGACCCUGUCAGCAAUGGCUAAAGUAAUAAAAGGGACAUCACUUCUUGAUGCCACAGUAACAAAGCUUGCAAAGAGCAUUCUCAGACAAGAGACUCCCCUAGCAUGGCAAAAACUCUGGAAUGGACCUGAAAAUCCAACAGAUUACAUCAAAUGCAUAGUUUCUAAGGUUAAUGAAAUCCAAAAAUGGACAUCAAGGGUGGAUCAAGGAUCUCUUUUGAAAGAUUCAAUUGAUUUCUCGGAUCUAUUUUUCCCUGACACUUUCCUUAGCGCUCUUGCUCAGCAAAGUGCACGGGAGUUCAAUAUUUCAAUGAGUGAGAUGAAGCUGCAUACAUCCUGGUCAAAGGGAGGGGUAUCAGGAGCUAAGAUUUCCAUCAAAGUUUCUUUACUGCAGUUGGAAGGAGCAACAUUUGAUGGAGUAAGAAUGGUAAGCAACAGCCACAACAGUCCGAGCAUUCAAACUGCUCCGACUUGUAGUUUCGCCUACUUACCAGAAUCCAGCACAAGUGCUAGUCCUUCAUCUGAGGUGAUGCUUGUACCGUUGUACUGGAACCAGGAAAGAGAAAGAUUGUUGGCUAUGGUUGAGAUGCCAAGUGGAGGAGAGGAAGAACGCUGGCUUCAAGCCGGAGUUUCUUUGUUUAUAAAAGAUAGUGUCUAAGCACUUGAUAUUAAUCUAUCAUUAUUUUUCCUGGGUGUAUCUUUUAGUUCAGAAAAUCCUAAAUGAAUUGAGUUUUUGCCACAAACUCAAAUUUGUGAAUCCCUAUUUCUUUGCAACCCGAUGGUGUAAAAUUUUGA
Eurytemora carolleeae is the source of this 12947-nucleotide messenger RNA. It is a transcript of the gene btv, whose product is annotated as cytoplasmic dynein 2 heavy chain 1. Gene Ontology annotation, cellular component: dynein complex. NCBI's taxonomy places the organism in Eukaryota, Metazoa, Arthropoda, Copepoda, Calanoida, Temoridae. The record is from RefSeq and is a predicted model, not a curated record. Gene Ontology annotation, molecular function: minus-end-directed microtubule motor activity; ATP hydrolysis activity; dynein intermediate chain binding. Gene Ontology annotation, biological process: microtubule-based movement.